AGGAGACUCGGGGCUAGGGUCGCGGAGGGAGUCGGGGAGUCUCAGGUUCUUGGUAGCGUGUGGUAAUUGAGCGGGGUUUGCUUGUCCUGCCGGGGGCUUCCGGGACAGGGCUGGCUUCUAGGGGUUUUGUAUUUGUUUUUCAAAGGGGAGAAGGUGUAAGGAGGGAAGAGAAUGACAGAAUACUGACUGGAACGCUAAUUGGAGAUUUUCAAAUGGGAAGAGCAGAAUAAUUCCAUAUUCUUCCUUCAGUUGCUCCAUUAGGCAGGCUGACUUCUAUUUUUAAUUCUCAACUUUGAAAUCAGCCAGUGUAUUUGGCAGAUAUUGACCUAAUUUAGGGGUUAGAGUUUGAGCCAAUUUAAAUGCAUUUUACUUAGGGCCCACAAUACAACCACUGUUUACGAUGGAACUUCUGCUGAAAACCUGUGUACUUAGAAGAAAUGCAUGUACUGCGGUUUGUUUCUGGAGAAGCCAUGCUGUACAAAAGCCUUCAGUUAAAAAGAUUAGUACUACCUCUCCAAGGAGCACCGUCAUGCCCGCUUGGGUGAUAGAUAAAUACGGAAAGAACGAGGUGCUUCGAUUUACUCAGAACAUGAUGAUACCUGUCAUACACUAUCCAAAUGAAGUUAUUAUCAAAGUUCACGCCGCGAGUGUAAAUCCUAUAGAUGUUAAUAUGAGAAGUGGUUAUGGAGCUACGGCUUUAAAUAUGAAACGUGAUCCUCUACAUAUUAAAACCAAAGGAGAAGAAUUUCCCCUGACUCUGGGCCGGGACGUCUCUGGGGUGGUGAUGGAAUGUGGACUUGAUGUGAGGUACUUCAAGCCUGGAGAUGAGGUCUGGGCUGCAGUUCCUCCCUGGAAACAAGGCACUCUGUCAGAGUUUGUUGUAGUCAGUGGGAAUGAGGUCUCUCUGAAGCCCAAAUCACUCACUCAUACUCAAGCUGCCUCUUUGCCGUAUGUGGCUCUCACAGCCUGGUCUGCCAUACACAAGGUUGGCGGCCUGAAUGACAAGAAUUGCACAGGAAAACGUGUUUUAAUCUUGGGUGCUUCAGGUGGAGUUGGUACUUUUGCUAUACAGGUAAUGAAAGCGUGGGCUGCUCAUGUGACAGCAGUUUGCUCUCAGGAUGCCAGUGAACUUGUAAGGAAGCUCGGCGCAGAUGACGUAAUUGAUUACAGAUCUGGAAAUAUGGAAGAGCAGUUGAAAUCUUUAAAACCGUUUGAUUUCAUUCUUGAUAAUGUUGGUGGAUCCACUGAAACGUGGGCUCUAAAUUUUCUCAAGAAAUGGUCAGGAGCCACAUAUGUGACUUUGGUGACUCCUUUUCUCCUGAACAUGGACCGAUUGGGCAUAGCAGACGGCAUGUUGCAGACAGGAGUCACCAUGGGUUCUAAGACGUUAAAGCAUUUUUGGCAAGGAGUCCAUUAUCGCUGGGCUUUUUUCAUGGCCAGCGGUCUAUAUCUAGAUGACAUCGCAAAACUGGUGGAUGAGGGAAAGAUUCAGCCAGUUAUUGAAAAAACCUUCCCUUUCUCUAAAGUUCCAGAAGCCUUCCUGAAGGUAGAAAGAGGACAUGCGAGAGGAAAGACUGUAAUUAAUGUCAUUUAAAUAAACUCUCAGUUUGGUGA
Molecule: messenger RNA, 1614 nt
Organism: Neofelis nebulosa (Clouded leopard)
Lineage: Eukaryota; Metazoa; Chordata; Mammalia; Carnivora; Felidae
Gene: RTN4IP1
Product: reticulon 4 interacting protein 1
Exons: 9
Coding region: 401-1594 (397 amino acids)
Cellular component (GO): mitochondrion
Molecular function (GO): oxidoreductase activity; zinc ion binding
Source: RefSeq, a predicted model, not a curated record